This is a messenger RNA of Colletotrichum karsti, 1053 nucleotides long. Its product is annotated as tho complex subunit 7. The transcript has a single exon. Lineage: Eukaryota; Fungi; Ascomycota; Sordariomycetes; Glomerellales; Glomerellaceae. Gene Ontology annotation, cellular component: THO complex part of transcription export complex. Gene Ontology annotation, biological process: mRNA processing. The record is from RefSeq and is a predicted model, not a curated record. Bases 1 to 1053 code for a protein of 350 amino acids.
AUGUCAUCCUGGGAUCUUCUGGACGAAAAGGAGGAGGCGGAGCUUCACAAGACGCGUCUCGUCAACAUUGAAGAGAAGCCCUUCAAGCGCAUCACCAAGAGACUUGCCUCCAUCACAGCUAUCGCAAACGCCCGAACGAAGCAACAACCUACUCCCCCUCCCGAGGGCGCAAACGGCGAGAAGGAGAAGACCGAAUCUAAAGAGGAGACCACAGCCAAGGAGAUCCGCGAGAUCGACCAGAUCAAGGAAGACCUCACCCUCGACUUCGCCGCCUUCGACAGCAGCAUUGCCCGCCUGCAAUUCCUUCUCGACGCCAACGUCCGCGAGCGCGAGCGCUACCAGGCCGACCAGAAGCGCAUCCUCGAAGAAUGCCAGAACGUACGCGACAACAACACGAAGCUCCGCGAGCAGCUCGACGGCGCCAAGGCGACGCUUGCCCAGCGUAAGGAGUACGACAAGCUCGCCAACGCGCUGAUGGCUAAGGGCCUGCGGCCGCGCGGCGAGCAGGAGUCGAACCUGAAGAAGCUGGAGGAGGAGAUCCGCGACCUCGAGCGCGAGAGCGAGACGUACGGCGUGACCUGGCGCGAGCGACGCGACCAGUUCAGCAAGAUCAUGAGCGAGGGAAUGUUGCUGCGCAGACAGAUUCGCGACGAGAAGGAGGAGGUGGAGAGACGCGAGGGUAUGAACGAGGACGAGGAGGACGGCGAGGCCUCGAGGGGUGGACAGACGCCGCGCCAUGUCUCCAGCGGCAACGUCACGCCCCACCCCGACAGUGGCGCCAUACCGAGAGCUACGCCCGGCCACGACGGCCAGUCGGAGGACCACUCGGAGGGAUUGAAGCCCCGACCUGGAGGCGUCGGAAGUUUCUCGCGGUCUGGCAGCGCCGUGCCGAGUCAGGGCGGUACACCUCGUCCCCAGCCCGACGACGAUGAUGAGGUAGAGGAGGGCGAGGAUGUUGAGAUGGACGACAGGCAAGACACGCAGCUCACCUCUGGAGGCGACACGCCUCAGAUCACCGUUGAUGCACCGGAGGAAAUGGAGAUGGAUUCGUAG